This is a messenger RNA of Manis pentadactyla (Chinese pangolin), 5293 nucleotides long. RefSeq names its product DExD-box helicase 21 (gene DDX21). NCBI's taxonomy places the organism in Eukaryota, Metazoa, Chordata, Mammalia, Pholidota, Manidae. The record is from RefSeq and is a predicted model, not a curated record. The transcript is spliced from 15 exons. The coding region runs from base 85 to 2433 and encodes 782 amino acids. Gene Ontology annotation, molecular function: RNA binding; ATP binding; RNA helicase activity.
GCCAGGGUGGCUGAAGGGCUGGGACGGUCCCUUCUUCUCCACGCGGUGAAGAGACAGGUCGCCCUACGGAGCUUUUGCUGAACGAUGCCGGGAAAACUCCUUAGUGACGCGGAUUUGGGAUCAGACACGACCGUGGAAAAACUGGAAAUGCCGCGAAAGCAAACUGAGAAGAAAGGCAGAAAAGGGAAGACAAAAUCUAAUACUGAAGAGGCAACAGAAGUAAAGGAAGAAACUAUUUCCCCCAAAGCUAAAAAAGUUAAAAAGAAAGCUGUACCUUCUGAGGGUGACAUGACUUCUCCUAAAUCCAAAAAGGCAAAAAAAGAGGAGCCAUCUCAAGAUGACAUCAUUUCUCCUAAAACCAAAAGUGUGAAAAAACCAAAGGAGCCCUUAGAAAAUAAAGUUGUUUCUCCUAAAACCAAAAAAGUAGUAAAAAAUGAGGUGCCUUCUGAAGAACUUGGUGCUCCUAAGCCCAAGAAGAUGAAGAAAGAAAAGGAAAUGAAUGGAGAAAUUGGGGAGAAGAGCCCCAAACUGAAGAAUGGAUUCCCUCAUUCUGAAUCUGUCUCUAACUCCAAUGAAACUGCCAGUGAAGAAAGUAACAGUGAGUUAGAGCAGGAAAUGUCUGUGGAACAAAAAGAAGGAGCUUUCUCUAAUUUUCCCAUAUCUGAAGAGACUGUCAAACUUCUCAAAGCCCGUGGGGUGACCUUCCUGUUUCCUAUACAAGCAAAGACAUUUCACCAUGUCUAUAGUGGGAAGGACUUAAUUGCACAGGCACGGACAGGAACUGGGAAGACGUUCUCCUUUGCCAUUCCGUUGAUUGAGAAGCUUCAGGGAGAAAUGCAGGACCGGAAGAGAGGCCGUGCCCCUCAGGUACUGGUUCUUGCACCUACAAGGGAGUUGGCAAAUCAAGUAAGCAGAGACUUCAGUGACAUCACAAAAAAACUGGCAGUGGCUUGUUUUUAUGGUGGAACUCCCUAUAGAGGUCAAAUUGAACGCAUGCGGAAUGGGAUUGAUAUACUGGUUGGGACUCCAGGUCGUAUUAAAGAUCACCUGCAGAAUGGCAAACUAGAUCUCACCAAACUUAAGCAUGUUGUCCUGGAUGAAGUUGACCAGAUGUUGGAUAUGGGAUUUGCUGAUCAAGUGGAAGAGAUUUUAUGUGUGGCAUAUAAGAAAGAUUCAGAAGACAAUCCCCAAACACUGCUUUUUUCUGCAACUUGCCCUCAUUGGGUAUAUAAUGUUGCUAAGAAAUACAUGAAAUCUACAUAUGAGCAGGUGGACCUGAUUGGUAAAAAGACUCAGAAAACGGCAAUAACUGUGGAGCAUCUGGCUAUCAAGUGCCACUGGACUCAGAGGGCAGCAGUUAUUGGGGACGUGAUCAGAGUGUAUAGUGGUUACCAUGGGCGCACUAUCAUCUUCUGCGAGACCAAGAAAGAAGCCCAGGAACUGUCACAGAAUGUGUCCAUAAAGCAGGAUGCCCAGUCAUUACAUGGAGACAUUCCUCAGAAGCAAAGGGAAAUCACUCUGAAAGGUUUUAGAAAUGGUAAUUUUGGAGUUCUGGUUGCAACCAAUGUUGCUGCACGUGGGUUAGACAUUCCUGAGGUUGAUCUAGUUGUACAAAGUUCUCCACCAAAGGAUGUGGAGUCCUACAUCCAUCGCUCUGGACGAACAGGUAGAGCUGGAAGGACGGGGAUUUGCAUUUGCUUUUAUCAGCACAAGGAAGAAUACCAAUUAGUACAAGUGGAGCAAAAAGCGGGAAUUAAAUUUAAACGAAUAGGUGUUCCUUCUGCAACAGAAAUAAUAAAAGCUUCCAGCAAAGAUGCCAUCAGGCUUUUGGAUUCAGUGCCUCCCACUGCCAUUGGUCACUUCAAACAGUCAGCCGAGAAACUGAUAGAGGAAAAGGGAGCUGUGGAAGCGCUGGCAGCGGCACUGGCCCAUAUUUCAGGGGCCACAUCAGUGGACCAGCGCUCCUUAAUCAACUCAGAUGUGGGCUUUGUGACCAUGAUCUUGAAGUGCUCAAUUGAAAUGCCAAACAUUAGUUAUGCUUGGAAAGAACUUAAAGAGCAACUGGGUGAGGAAAUUGAUUCCAAAGUGAAGGGAAUGGUGUUUCUCAAAGGAAAGCAGGGUGUUUGCUUCGAUGUGCCCACUGCAGCAGUGCCAGAAAUACAGGAAAAAUGGCAUGAUUCACGGCGCUGGCAGCUCUCUGUGGCCACAGAGCAACCAGAGCUGGAAGGACCGCGGGAAGGAUACCGAGGCUUCAGGGGACAGCGGGAAAGCAGCCGAGGCUUCAGGGGACAGCGGGAUGGAAACAGAAGCUCCAGGGGACAGCGAGAAAGAAAUAGAAGCUUCAGAGGACAGCGAUCAAGUGGUGGCAACAAAAAUAACAGAUCCCAAAACAGAGGCCAGAAACGGAGUUUUAGUAAAGCAUUUCGUCAGUAAUUUAGAGGAUUUAUAUGGCCAAAACAAUUGUGUUUGUCAACAUUGAACUGAAUAUUAGUUUUAAUACAAAAUUAAAAGCACAGUGUAUUUCCUUCCUGACCACUUGCCCCAGUACCCAUCUCUUCCAGAGGAAGAAGUUUAAUCUGAAUUAUUUCAUAUGAUGAUUACCAUUUCUAACUUUACUGCUACUUCUGUAUCAGGUUUUCCUUUUGAAAAGAUGUGUGAAUUCAUUACAUUUUUAUUCUAAUGUAUUAUCUAUAGAUUACAAGGUAAAAUCAAGCAUGUAUCUGCCUAUACUUUUUAAAAGUGACCUGUCUUUAUACUUAGAAGUCUCUUAAUAGUGUCCUUCCCUAAAUUUCUAUGGGGAAUGCAACAGUCCUUGGAGAAGCACUUUGAGUAGCCGCAGCUUUGCUGUGUAAUUGCUGUUCCUCAGCUGUCUGCCUAACAGUGGUCUUAUGUUGAGAAUUAAUACUGAGCAAUGUUUUGAAAAAAGAUUUCAAAGUUAGCUAGGAUGUAACAGUUUAUGCUAGCAUAUGAUCUCGUUUAAAGGAUGGUGAUGCAUUUGGUAGGAGACAUUAUAUAGAUUAGCCAUUGUGUGCAUUUUUAUACAUUUUUAGCUUCUCAGUAUAAGGUGAUUCAUGCUUCAGUGAAUUCUUCACAGAUUUUAUCUGUCUAUGUAUGUGUGUGUAUAUAUAAAGAAAUAUUUUAGAAAGGAAGUAUCCCUGAGGAAUUCCAAACAGGUAAGAUGGCCCCAUAGCUUUCUUCAUAAGGAAGGAGGCUGGAUAAAUGGUGCUUGAUGAUAAUGUAUUCCACUUCCUAUUGGAAGAUUAACAUUAUUUACCAAGAAGGAAUUAAGGGAGUAGGGGCCAGAGAUUUGCAUUGCUGAGUCAAAAAACCCACUGAAAAUAUUUUUCACAUGCAAGAAGGAAACCGUUUGUAUCUGUUGAGGGCAAAAAGAAGAACCAGGAAUGAUAUAUGCUAAAGCAUUUUUUUUUUAAACUAAGGUAUCAUUAAUAAACGAUCUUACAAAGUUUUCACAGGAACAACGUGGUUUCAGCAUUCACCCAUCCCCCACUCCCACCCCCACUAUUGCAGUCACUUGUCUAUCAGUGUAGUAAGAUGCUAUAGAGUCACUAGUCUUCUCUGUGCUGUAUUGCCUUCCCCAAGACCUACAUAUAUUGUGAUUGCUAAUUAAAGUGCCCCUUAAUUCCCUUCUGCCUUUCUCCCCUUCCCUUGGUUACCACUAGUCCCUUGGAGUCAGUGAGUCUGCUGCUGUUUGGUUCCUAAGGUUUUGCCUUGUUGUUAUAUGCUACAAAUGAGUGAAAUCAUUUGGUACUUGUCUUUCUCUGCCUGGUUUAUUUCAGUGAGCAUCGUACCCUCUAGCUCCAUCCAUGUUGUUGCAAAAUGGUAGGAUUUGUUUUCUUAAGGCUGAAUAAUACUCCAUUGUGUAUAUGUACCACAUCUUUGUCCAUUCAUCUGUUGAUGGACACUUAGGUUGCUUCCAUAUCUUGGCUAUUGUAAACAUUGCUGUGGUAAAACUGGGGUGCAUAUACUAAAGCAUUCUUUUAAUGAUGAAAACUGAAUGGGUUAUUAGUGUUUCUAGAGGUUAACUUCUGAUGUGCAGACUGGGAUUUUUAGGUAGAAUGAUGCAAAUUAGUUUCUCAAAGGCCUAGUUCCUAUAGCAGCAACGUAGGAUCUGUUUCUAGUAGACUGCUAUUCUAUUGAAAGGUUUUGGCUGCUUAGGGACUUCAUCUGAAGACAGACUGUACGUGGUUAUUUUAAGUUGUUGCUUUGAGAGAACUGAAGAACUUAAUAUAGUAGCCCUGGCCAGAUAACUCUGAGUUCUCAAAUACUUCUCUGGGAAACUUUCUGCAUGGUGCAGGAGCUCAAGUGUGGCGUUGUCUUCUCACCUUAACUCCUAGAAAUUCUGUACUGAGAAUCUCAGGGAAUAAACAUGCUAGAAGUUAAAAUACAUGGCCUGUCUUGUUCUCAUUUAAUUAUUUUGAACAACUGAAAUCUUUCUUGGCCCUGGUUUCUUUUCCUUGAUUAGGUUUUUAUAUCUAAUUUUCUUCACCUAAUCACUUUACAGUAAGAGACUCAGAUAGCCAACUCAACUCUGACUCUUGAGUCAAUGUCCUUUUUCUAUUCAGACUUCAGUUCUAUCCUUGAAUCCUGACACAAUGUUUCUGUGUUCUCAGAAAUUUUCUUGGCUUUUAUUCCCUGAUGCACUUGACAGUUUUAUUUUUUUUCCUACUCAAUGGCUUCCCAUUGAGCCACAGGGAUUUAGGGAAAGAUACUUGACAGACAACUCAUGUGCCUUGUGGAUUUCAAUUUAUUCUACUCCAGUUUUGCUCAAAUACUGAGCUUACUUAGUAACCAAAAUAUUGCACAGUUUGGAUAGGAAUGGGUACCUUUUGAAGCAGGUUAAAAGGAUGCUAUCAGUCCUUCAGGAAGGAACAGCUAAAACCUUGAUAUGGGUUAGCCUAAUGAAAAAUAAUUGGGCAUAAAUCAAGAGUAAGGAGGAAGAUGAAUGGAAUUUCACUUUAACGUUAUUUUAAAGAAAAUGUGGCUGUUUUAAUAAGUGAAGCUAAAGUUUCUUCUGGAUCCUGGACUUCAAACCAUAUAAUUAGCCACUGUUUGGCUUAUUGGACUAGCCUGAGAAAUGCUAUCCUUUUUACUAUUUUCUACAGAGAAAAUAUUUUCCAAUCAAAUAGCUCAAUGAACUUUAAAAUACAAUCCACUUUUAUGUUGGAGCUUCUGUGCUGCAGUUUUCUUUACAGUUGUAUAUAAAAUGUUUUUACUGUAAUGAGUUAAUGUGUAAAAUACUGCUUUAUGCAAUAAUAAAGAUAUUAGUACUUAU